AAUCAAUCCACGUACAUACAUGGAGAGGUUGGAUCUAGUAUAUACGUUGCCUCUGCACCUCAGCAUCCAUCCUACUUAGCAAGAGCAAGAGAGCAACAGCUCCCCCAAAAUUCAUUCCCAUCUGCUCAUAAAGUUUCACAUUAAUUAUAUAGCGCACCUAUAUAAUCAAUCAAUCAUCACUGGUAACGAACACCAAUACACCCAGAACUAGUGGGGAAGGAGGAGACAGAUUGUUGUAUAUUUACGGCCAACUUAACCCGAUUCUGAUACUCUCAAUGAAGGUGAUACUCAGGUAGCACAAAUGAUCAUAUGAAGAGAACAAGGACAUAGGACCGAUAUUCUGAUAACUUAUUAAAGAAUCCGGGUAGGAGGCAACCGAAAACGAGAAUGUUGAGACAAGCAUAUUAUGUGCCUCCUGAAACUUACAAACUGCAGAAACAUUAAAUCCUUUGCCCCUCAAAAUCCCAACAUAAGAGGACCUCUCUAUACUUAACUGCAAGCUGAUCAUCAUACAAUAGUACUAGAAUGGAUUAUGGAUUUGAGUUAGUAUUACUACUUGUAGUAGCCUUACUGCUGCUCAUGUUGGCUGCGCGAGCAAUCGCAAAUCAUGGAAAAGGCCGUUUGACCCGAAACCUUGGGCGUUUACCACCAGGCCCGAGGCGGUGGCCGGGAGUUGGCAACAUGUUUCAGCUUGGCUGGGCAGCCCACCGAUCAUUUGCGGAGCUGGCUAGUAAGCACGGCCCAAUCAUGACUCUUUGGCUAGGCUCAAUGUGCACGGUGGUGAUCUCGUCAAAUGACGUGGCUCGUGAGAUGUUCAAGAACCAUGACGCGGUUCUUGCUGGAAGGAAAAUCUACGAAGCCAUGAAAGGAGAUUUCGGAAACGAAGGCUCUCUUAUAACGUCGCAAUACGGUCCUCAUUGGCGAAUGCUGAAGCGAUUAUGCACAUUGGAGUUCUUCGUAACCAGCAGGCUGGAUGCGACGAUUAAUGUUCGUGAUAAAUGUAUUGGCCAAAUGGUUAAGUACAUUGAAGAGGCCGGGGGUUCGGGUAUUGGCGCCGUUGAUGUUGGGAGGUUUUUUUUCUUGAUGUCAUUCAAUCUGAUUGGAAAUCUCAUGUUUUCAAAGGAUCUGUUGGAACCCAACUCGGAGAGAGGUGCCAAGUUCUUUUACCAUGCUGGAAAAGUCAUGGAAUUCGCAGGCCAGCCUAACAUCGCUGAUUUCUUUCCCACAUUACAACGAUUUGAUCCACAGGGUUUAAGGAAGAAGACACAGUUUCAUGUCAAAAAAGCCUUUGAGAUUGCUGGAUUGUAUCUAAACGAAAGGAUGCAAAGUUUGGAUACUUCUGGAGAUGGACAAAGAGGAAGAGAUUAUUUGGAUGUUCUAUUGUCAUAUCGCGGGGAUAAUGUUGAAGGGCCUCCUGUUUUCUCUUCCCGAACAAUCAACGUUAUUGUGUUUGAAAUGUUCACAGCUGGUACAGAUACAACAACUAGUACACUGGAGUGGGCGAUGGCGGAGCUUCUACACAAUCCAAGAGUUCUUGAAAAGGUACAAACGGAGUUAAGAAGUGUCGUUAGUCCAAAUGCGCGGCUCGAAGAGAAGGACCUUGAUAAACUUCCAUAUCUUAAAGCAGUAGUGAAGGAGACGCUAAGGCUUCAUCCGCCACUCCCAUUCUUGGUUCCCCAUAUGGCAAUGGAUGCUUGUAACAUGUUGGGUUACCACAUUCCGAAAGAAACACAAAUUUUGGUUAAUGUUUGGGCUAUUGGAAGGGAUCCUACAGUGUGGAAGGAUCCUUUGGAAUUUAAGCCGGAGAGAUUUUUAGAGUCGAAAUCGUUGGAUUUUAAGGGACACAAUUUUGAGUUCAUACCAUUUGGUUCUGGGAGGCGAAUGUGCCCGGCAGUGCCCCUUGCCUCUCGAGUGCUGCCAAUGACUUUAGGUUCAAUUCUGCACUUGUUUGAUUGGGUUUUGGCUGAUGGGAUCAAACCAACAGAGUUGGAUAUGGGAGAGAAAAUGGGGAUAUCUCUAAGGAAGGCAAUCCCUUUGAAGGCUAUACCAAUUCCAUACAAAUGUUUAGCUUGAAAAUAAAUUGCAAGUAUGUUCAUAUAUAUAUCUAGUGCAAAUAACUGCGAUAGGAUUAGGAUGUGUGCCUAUGUGUAUCAAAAAUAGCAAAAGCCAAAUAGUUUAUGAUGUGUCGAGAAGAAAGGAAAACUUGAAUCGGCCACUCUAUCCUAUUUUAAAAGUUAAACCAAUGUGCUUCAAAGAAAUAGUUCCUCCGCUCCAAAAAAAUAAAAAAAUAAUAUAUAGAUAUUUUACAUUUUUAAUUAUGAAUUAUAAUAAAAAAUUCUUUCUGUUUU
This is a messenger RNA of Oldenlandia corymbosa var. corymbosa, 2348 nucleotides long. The record is from the annotation of a GenBank genome assembly. Lineage: Eukaryota; Viridiplantae; Streptophyta; Magnoliopsida; Gentianales; Rubiaceae.